CAUGAUUAACUUUCAUGUUACAUGCCUUCUCUCUCUGAACAAAACCAAAGUGACAGAAAACCCCUUUUUGUCUCGGCGUCAACGAUGGGGAAGAUCCCGGCGGUGAAGUUCAAAAGUUUUGCAGAGGCUUUCGGCGAAAUAGCUAGGGCUCGGGUCUGCGAGAGCAGCGGUAGCGAGCACUCGCCGGAGAGCACCAUGGAUCUGUCGGAUCUGGUGAAGUCGUUCAUGGAGAGAGAGUACAGGGAGGAGGAUAAACAAGACGACGAUGAAGAUAGAGGGAAAGGACCAGAUGGAUCUGAAUCUGAGAGCUUCUGCCUUGAUUCGGACCUGAGAGAUACGCUGUGCAAGUUGUUAAACUGUGAAGAUGAUGAAGCGAGGAGAAAUCUCCUCUCCGAGACUGAAGAAGCUUAUGGAAUCAUCGGAAAUGAUUCGAGCUCGGGAUUCAAACGUCGAUUGAUGACUCGGCUACGCGAGAAAGGUUUUGACGCCGGUCUCUGCAAAUCAAAGUGGGAGAGAAUUGGGAGGAAUGUUCCAUCCGGGUCAUACGAGUACAUCGACGUGAACGUUGCCGGAAAUCGCUACAUAAUCGACGUUUGCCUGGCCGGAGAAUUCGAAAUCGCAAGGGCAACAGGAGGCUACACUUCAUUGCUGGAGAUUUUCCCACCGAUUUUCGUGGGAAAAGUGCAAGACCUGAAGCAGGCUGUGAGGCUAAUGUGCGACGCCAUCAAAAACUCCAUGAAAAGUGCGGGCAUGCACGUGCCGCCGUGGCGGCGAUUCCGGUACAUGCAGGCCAAGUGGUUCGGUCCAUACAAGAGAACGCUCCUCGAAGUUUCCAUCGAAAAAGGAUCUGAUCGUGAGGCCACCGGCGGGAAGAGGAGAUCGGUGGGGUUCGUGGCCACAUCGACCCAGCAGCCGAAGCCGAUAAACUAUCAUUACUACUGCAGAGAGGAUUUUGGUAGGAGGGCUGGACUUAAGGAAGGGCAGCUUGCCCAGGCCCCGGCGUUUAAGGGCACUAGCAUGCUGAUGUAAAUAGCCAGUGUGCAAUUUUUGGAUUUCCGUAGUAUCAUGCUCAGUUAGGACAGUGAAAUUCCUGCAAAAUUUUGUACAGAAAGCGUCGCAAAAGACAUAUAUAUAUAUAAUAUAUAAAUAUAAUUUUGUUGCAAAGUUAUCAACUAAAAUCUAAAAC
Messenger RNA from Diospyros lotus (date-plum), 1186 nucleotides. RefSeq lists its product as uncharacterized. The record is from RefSeq and is a predicted model, not a curated record. Lineage: Eukaryota; Viridiplantae; Streptophyta; Magnoliopsida; Ericales; Ebenaceae. The transcript has 2 exons. The coding region runs from base 22 to 1029 and encodes 335 amino acids.